AUGUCUAUAUUCUUAAAAGCAAUCGAAUAUAUCAUGAUGAACUUCUCAACAUUUUCGGCCCAAUUCAUAUUAUUUUUCAUCGCAUCUUUUGCUUGUCUUUCAAAUUGUGUUAACUCGAGUUCAAUGGAUUCUGAUUGUAAUAAUAAUAGUCGUCGAGGAUUCGAUCAUGAUUGUGAUCGAAAAAAUCGAAGCAAAAAAUAUUCGGAAUCUGAAUCGACUGAUUUUGAUUUCAAUCCUGCUUUAUCGCCAGCAUUUCGAUGUUCAAGUGGAACUGAUUCAGUUGAUGAACCAAAACCAGUUGAAAAAAGUGUUCACAAAUCACAACAUCAAAGUGAAAUUAAGAUGAAGAAGAAGCAGAAUAAUUCUUCGAAAAAAGUAAAUCGUGCGCAAGAUCGAUCGAAAAUUAAUGAUAAAUUGAAGCAAAGAAACAAUAAUUCAUUAGGCGCUGCUGCUCAAAAUCAAAAAAAUGAACAAAAAUCGAUGGAUGGUGAGUUCUUCGACUGUGAACGCGGAGCAUCGUAUUUUUCAGCACCGCCAUUUCCACCUGUUAAACCAAAUUCUCAACUUCAACAACAAAUACAGCAGAACUCUCAACAGCAACAACAGCCAAAAUCAGAAUCAAAACCGGAAGGCGAAAAAUCAACACCGGAUUUCGAUGCAUUUCCAGCUGCUGAAAUUCAGAAAAAAGAUCGAGAUGAUGCCAAAAAACCAGAUAAGAAAGUUUCGAAAGAAAGUUUGCAAAAAUCGGCACAACAAGAAGAUGAAAUAAUGCGAGGAGUUCGUGAAAUUAUGGCAAAUAAUCGAGCGAGAAAAGAGUGUAGUGUAUGUGCAAUUUGAGAGAUUUUGAGAUGAAAAUACAAUUUUUUCAGAGAAAACAACAAAUGCAAAAACAAGAAAAAGAUAAGGCGGCUGCAGCACAGAAAAAAUGGUUCAAGGGAAAAGCGAAGAAAUAA
Molecule: messenger RNA, 953 nt
Organism: Caenorhabditis angaria
Lineage: Eukaryota; Metazoa; Nematoda; Chromadorea; Rhabditida; Rhabditidae
Source: the annotation of a GenBank genome assembly